Messenger RNA from Carassius auratus (goldfish), 2697 nucleotides. Its product is annotated as stonustoxin subunit alpha-like. Lineage: Eukaryota; Metazoa; Chordata; Actinopteri; Cypriniformes; Cyprinidae. Bases 74 to 2575 code for a protein of 833 amino acids. The record is from RefSeq and is a predicted model, not a curated record. The transcript has 7 exons. Gene Ontology annotation, molecular function: protein binding.
AUGAGAGAGCACUUUGAGGUCAGAGAGGCAGAGCUUGGCUCACGUAGCCAUUCCCACUCCACCUCAACUUUUCAUGAGCCAUUUGUUCAGUAGCUGGAAUAUAACAGACAUCAGGUUUCAGACAUCAUCUCUUUAUAUAAAGGACAGAAACUCCAGGUCCCUUCUUGACCAUUCUAAGAUGGCAGGACUUUUGAUGUACCUCAAGCAGCCAAUUUGCAUCUGCUUCUGCACAUAUCUGUGGCUGGCAACUUUAGCAUUGGUGAAUGCUGAGGUUCAGACUUUAAAUGGCACAGAAACACUUCGUGGCUUUGGGCCCAUAGAAAACACAGCUAUGACAUCACAGGCCAUUGAACUGGCAGCCCUAGGAAGACCUCUGUUUCCUGGUAUGCUGUAUGACUGCCGCAAGGAUUCCUUCAUUCCAGGUGUUACUCUGUGGGACAAGAAAUCAUUGAGUGAAGAUUUGGACAUCCGUCCGCAGCGCCAAACAGAUUUGAAGUUCAGUAGCUCUGACUCUCUCUCUAGUAAAUCCAAUUUACUGGAUGUAAGUGCUUCAUUGAAGGUCAGCUAUUUGGGGGGAUUGGUGGAGGUGGGAGGAUCUGCCAAGUACCUGCGUGACACCAAAUCCUCAAACCAGCAGGCCAGAGUAACAAUGCAUUACAGUGAAACCACAAGAUUCGAACAGCUCACAAUGACCCAGCUUGGCCAGAUCACUUACCCUCAGGUGUUUGACCAAAAAACUGCUACUCAUGUGGUUACAGCGGUACUGUAUGGAGCUCAGGCCUUCAUGGUGUUUGAUCAGAAGAUUUCAGAAGGUAAAUGCAAGGACGAAAUUGAGAGAGAACUGAAUGUCAUGGUCAAGAAGAUCCCUGGAUUUUCCAUUGAUGGAGAAGCAGCUUUACAAAUGACAGAUGCUGAAAAGAAAACAGCUGAGAAAAUUGCCUGCACAUUUCAUGGUGAUUUCUAUCUUCAGCAGAACCCCACCACAUACAUGGAGGCGCUGGAGUUGUACAAGAAGCUGCCCACUCUGCUGAGGGACAAUCCACAGAAUGUGGUUCCAAUCAAAGUCUGGCUCUAUCCUCUUCAUCUUUUGGAUUCAAAAGCAGCUCAGUUGAAGAGAGAUAUAUCCACAAGUGCACUUUCCAAAACUGUAGAAAUAAUGGAGAGGCUGGAUGAGGCAGAGAGGACAUGCAACGAUCUGUUCAGAGUUUCAUUGGUAAAUGUUUUCAGUGACAUCAAAGUGAAGCUGCGCUCAUUUCAAGGCUCAUUCAACAUUUACAAGGCACAGCUAGUGAAAGCAGUGGGCAGAGUCUUGCCUGCUAUUCGAGGAGGUAGUAUGACAGAAAACACAUUAAAUGACAUCCUGAAAAUUCACAGGAGCUCCCCUUUUAAUGCAGACAAGUUAGACCUGUGGUUAAAUGAUGCAAAUACUGAACUUCAUCUCUUGAGUUCUUCCAUCAAGACGUUGAAGGAGAUCACAAUUGUAGACUCAGACCAUAUCAACUCUAUCCUCAUUAAUCCUGAUAUUGAUGUUGUGGUAUGCUUGACCUUCACCUCUCUGCAAUACGAAGACCCUUAUCUUUCAGCCCUGGAGAAGUUUCUUGAAUCUGACACAUUUACAGAGCAAGAUAAGAAAAACACAGUUUCUGUACCAUUUGUCAGAAAGUGGUUCGAUGAUCCCGAUGUCAUCACAAAGAUGAAAGAGGACAUAUCUCGCUUCAGAAGUUUUUCAGAGGCCAAUAAAGAUGAAAAGAGAAUACACUUCAUUAUUUCUGCAAUCUCUGAUUCCUCCAGUCCAGGCUCCUCUAUCUUUUUGUAUGAAAAAGGGAAACUGACUGACACGAAAUUCCAGCUUGUUUCCAAGCCGCCUCCACCAAUACUGAAGGAUGUCAUCUCCCAAGGUGUGUCCCUGAAACUGCAGAAGUCCCCGACUGGUGAAACAGUGCAGUACAGAGUAGAGUACAAGGAGGUAACAGCAGGUUCUAGCGAGGAGGAACAGUGGCUUGCUGUAGACACAGCUGAUGAAGACUUUACUCUGACCGGAUUGUUGUUUGAAAAGCCUUACACAAUCCGGUACAGGAUAGUGGAUCAAGUGGGAGUGAGUGAAGCCAGUGAUGCUGUCAGCUGUAGACCUUCUCAUGAUCUACCUCAGAUUGUGGGUGGGGAUGGUGGUUUUGCAUCCAGCUUUGUGACUCCUUCCAUUAGCACCAUUAAGAAGAUCAGAAUUUACUAUCAAGAGAUCGCCGGGGAGAUUACCUGGUUCAAAUCAAUCCAGGUGACUUUCAGCGCCGGCCACAUAUUCACAAUUGGUGACUAUUUAAAAUGGAAAGUAAAAGAAUUUCUAUUUGACAAUGAUGAUAAAAUUGUCAAUGUGACAUUGUGGCCAAAUACGUAUAGCGACAGAUUCCGUGGGUUGGAAUUUGUGGUUGAAAAAAGCAACGGUACAAGAACAACAUUUUCCAUCAAGUGUAAAGAAGUGGGCGACCCUGUGAGUGUUGAUGUGAAGUCUGGAAAGUGUUAUGGCAUUACAGCGAGGUCCGGAAGUGAAAUUGAUUCUCUGGGCUUUUACUUUUUUUAGAUGACUUAAACUACAUAUACUGUAUAUUGUUAUUGACAGUAUCCAACUAUCAGAUAUUCUAAACAUGUACUAAAGUGAAUACAUGUAUCAGCUUCUAUGAAUAAAAUCACAAGGUUUCAAAA